AUGAGCCCCCAAGAGUCUAAACGUUACAAUUUUAUCGUACGGACUAUAUGGACUUUCAUAAUGAUUAGUGGAUUUUUCAUCACCCUUGCUUCCGGUCACUUUUGGUGUGUUAUGCUCAUCUUGGUAUGCCAGAUUGCCACAUUCAGAGAAUGCAUAAGUGUGACAUCUUUAUCUGGAAGAGAGCGUAAAUUGCCUUUGACAAGAACGCUGAACUGGUAUUUUCUGUUUACGACCAUUUACUACCUGGACGGACAAUCCCUUUUCAAGUUUUUCCAAUAUUAUUUCCUCAACUACAAGAUUCUUAACCUCAUCUCGUCCAACCAUUAUUUCAUAUGUUAUUGCUUGUACGUUCUUGGGUUCGUAAUUUUUGUUUGGAAUCUGAGGAAGGGGUUUUUGAAAUUCCAAUUUGCGUCUCUCUGCGUCACUCACAUGGUUUUACUAUUGGUCGUUUUCCAGGCACAUCUCAUCAUCAACAAUGUGUUGAACGGUCUCAUUUGGUUUUUACUUCCUUGUGGACUUGUCAUCGUGAAUGACAUUUUUGCUUACCUAUGUGGAAUCACUUUUGGUCGCACCAAGCUGAUAGAAAUCUCACCGAAGAAGACUCUCGAAGGGUUUUUGGGUGCAUGGUUUUUCACCGCUUUGGCCAGUAUAAUACUGACAAGACUUUUAACUCCUUUCACAUACAUGACCUGCCCUGUUCAAGAUAUCAAGACCAAUUUCUUCACACCGCUUACAUGCGAACUUAACCCAGUUUUCAUUCCACAGGACUACAGAGUACCGCCUAUCAUUUUCGAAAAAAUUGGCAUCAGUAUCAUCACAAUUAGACCCAUUUAUUUGCACGCGUUGAACUUGGCCACUUUUGCUUCACUAUUCGCCCCUUUUGGGGGAUUUUUUGCUUCCGGACUUAAGAGAACUUUCAAAGUCAAAGAUUUCGGUCACUCGAUCCCCGGUCACGGUGGUAUCACGGAUAGAGUCGACUGCCAAUUUUUGAUGGGCUCUUUCAUGAACUUGUACUACGAAACUUUUAUCAGUGAGAACAGAGUCACCGUCGAAACGAUUUUAUCAACGGUGCUAAUGAAUUUUGACGAACACCAAAUUAUGCAACUUGUAAUUGCUCUGAACGACGUUUUGUACAGCAAUGGAAUCAUCAGCGACAGAGUUCACGGUAAGGUAGCAGAGCUUUACAGUUUCAAAUGA
Messenger RNA from Lachancea mirantina, 1197 nucleotides. NCBI's taxonomy places the organism in Eukaryota, Fungi, Ascomycota, Saccharomycetes, Saccharomycetales, Saccharomycetaceae. The record is from the annotation of a GenBank genome assembly.